AUGGCAUCGCAACUACCGCCAGCAACCCCCAGAUCGGUGUUGCGCGGCCAUCAUGCUCAGGUGCACGCAACCGCAUUCAUCAGCGGUAACCAGCGCCUUGCGUCAGGUGAUGCCGAAGGAUAUGUCGUGUUGUGGGACCUCACUAUCAUGCGCCCUACAGCGGUAUGGCGUGCUCACACAAAUGCCAUCCUAGGCAUCGCCUCCUGGGGUACGGACAAGGUCAUUACGCACGGAAGGGAUCAUCGGUUGAAUGUCUGGAGAGUCACCGAGGAGGACGAAACUCGAUUGAGCACAACACUGCCACUGGACCCUUCGUCAGAUUCGAGACCCCAGCCAUGGCUACUGCACAUUAUCGAGGUCAAUACUAUGAACUUUUGCUCAUUUGGGUCUUGCCGGGCCACAGAAGAUGAGUCGACUGAAGAAAUCCUCAUAGCUGUCCCUAACACUCUAGCCUCAGAAUCAGUUGACAUAUACAGGCUUCCUAGCCAGGAAAGGCUUUAUACUAUUCACUCUUCUGAAAAAGGAGAGAAAAGUGGUAUGGUGAUGGCACUAGCUCUCCUGCAUCUACAUUCCUCUCUGGUAUUGGUGACCGCGUAUGAGAACGGUCUUGUCACGGUAUUUCAACAAGAUUUGUUUGAAAAGUGGCAUCUCGUGUAUCGAGCACACAGUCAUAGCCAACCUGUAUUAUCUUUAGAUGUUGCUCCUAACAAGGAGUACUUCUUGACGUCGGGCGCGGAUGCACUUCUGGUAAAGCACCCAAUCCCUAGACCAAUAAACACUCAGAAGCUACAAGAAAAGACAGAAGCCCACGAGAAGGAAGAGGUUCAGACUCUACAGCCAGGCAAGGGAAAGUCACUACUUUCCGCAGCGUUAGCAGGGGAAUCGAGGCGUGCGAAGAUACUACCGCAGCCAGCACCCGAAGUUCAGACACAGGCCCUAAAGAUCGUGAACACCAGACAUUCAGGCCAGCAAAGUCUUCGAGUUCGUUCGGAUGGUAAGAUCUUCGCCACGGCAGGAUGGGAUUCUAAAAUUCGGGUCUAUUCGGCACGAACAAUGAAGGAACUCGCAGUUCUUAAGUGGCACCAGGUUGGAUGCUUCGCGGUUACCUUUGCCAAUCUUGAUUUCGAAGUCAACGGACCAGCAGAGAACGAGCCUAAUGAGACUAAUAAGGAAACAGUUGGGGAGAAAAGUAAUGCUGCUGUUCCUAAACUUGUUGAUGUGACCGUUAGACAAAAGCGGAUUAAACAGGCAAAGGAGUCUCACUGGCUUGCAGCUGGAAGCAAAGAUGGCAAAAUCAGCUUGUGGGACAUCUAUUAA
Truncatella angustata is the source of this 1317-nucleotide messenger RNA. RefSeq names its product WD40-repeat-containing domain protein. The record is from RefSeq and is a predicted model, not a curated record. NCBI's taxonomy places the organism in Eukaryota, Fungi, Ascomycota, Sordariomycetes, Amphisphaeriales, Sporocadaceae. The transcript is spliced from 3 exons. Gene Ontology annotation, molecular function: protein binding. Bases 1 to 1317 code for a protein of 438 amino acids.